Paramuricea clavata is the source of this 4936-nucleotide messenger RNA. The record is from the annotation of a GenBank genome assembly. NCBI's taxonomy places the organism in Eukaryota, Metazoa, Cnidaria, Anthozoa, Malacalcyonacea, Plexauridae.
AUGGUUAAGGUGCAAGAUAGCGAGAACACAUCAAUUCCAGACGUCGUGGACAAUACUGAAUGUCCUUGCAACGGACUUUCCCCAGAGCAGCAAGAAAAGCUGGACGCACUGUUGAACAAGCAUGCUUCCGUAUUUUCAAAGUCAGACGAUGACAUUGGCUACACGGAGACGGUAAACACAAAAUUAGGACGGAGGAUGACAUCCCGGUUACGCAACCCUACAGACGAAUUCCCCCAAAUCAAUACCAAGAGGUGAAGGAACACAUUCAGAAAUUACUUGAUAGCUCAGUCAUUCGCGAAAGUCACAGCCCUUAUGCAUCUCCUAUUGUGUUAGUGAGAAAGAAGAACGGCUCCCUUCGCCUGUGCGUUGAUUAUCGAAAGCUCAACUUAAGAACGCAAAAGGACUCAUUCCCUUUACCCCGGAUAGACGAGUCACUUGAUGCUCUAAAUGGUGCACAGUGGUUUACAACAUUAGAUCUUGCAAGCGGUUUUAAUCAGGUCGCAGUCGAAGAGGAAGACAAACCGAAGACCGCAUUCACUACCCCGUUUGGACUGUUUGAAUAUAAUCGAAUGCCGUUUGGCCUCUGUGGUGCCCCUGCAACGUUUCAGCGACUGAUGCAAAGCUGCCUUCACGACCAGAUCUAUCAACUGUUGUUGGUUUACCUCGAUGACGUUAUUGUUUUCUCAAAAACAUUUGACGAACACUUGGGAAGACUGGAAAAAGUUUUAACGAGGCUAGCGCAACAUGGGUUAAAGAUAAAGCGAGAGAAAUGCAGUUUUCUUAGAAAAGAAGUUUCGUAUCUGGGAUAUGUGGUUUCAUCUGACGGUGUCUCGACUGACCCUGACAAAAUAUCCGUGGUGAAAAAUUGGCCGGUACCCAAGACCGUGAAAGAACUUCGUUCGUUUCUUGGAUUCGCUAGCUACUAUCGUCGCUUCGUAAAAGAUUUCUCCAAGGUCGCUGACCCACUGCACGAAUUACAGAACCGGUGUUUACACGAACUGAAACUAAAGAAACAUCUGUUAGUACCCUUCCCAAAGCGUUGGAAAAUUGUUCAUCAACAAGCCUUCGAUAGGCUUAAGCAUUUGUUGACAACUGCGCCAGUAUUGGGAUAUGCAGACUUCUCGCAACCAUUCAUACUCGAGACUGAUGCUAGCCACCAAGGACUUGGUGCGGUUCUUUCCCAAGAACUUCAAGGAAAGAGACGUGUUAUUGCGUACGCAAGUAGACGACUAAGACCAACUGAACGCAAUAUGGACAAUUAUAGCUCCAUGAAGUUAGAAAUGUUGGCUUUGAAAUAGGCCGUAACCGACAAGUUCCGCAGUUAUCUGUUAGGAAGCAACUUCACCGUUUAUACUGACAAUAAUCCCCUGAAAUAUCUUCAAACGGCAAAACUUGGAGCAGUAGAACAACGAUGGGCUUCGCAGUUGGCAUCUUUCAAAUUUGACAUUGUUUAUCGCUCGGGAAAAUCGAAUGCUAAUGCCGACGCAUUAUCACGCCUCCCUCACCAUGAUUGCCCAGACAAACUUUCGUCGGUGGUGGAAGUAACGAAUACCUUGGCUCAUUCCUCCAAUACAACAGCCUUUCCACCCCACCUGGCUACUGCCACUUUGGAAAAAAGUGCAAACAUAACCCUUGAAGGUCCUCAGCAAACGUAUGUGGCAAACAACGCUAUCAACACAGAACAUAACGUACCUAAUUCAGGAACGAAGUCAUUUCCAAGUUACUCCAAGUCCGAGUUAAUGCAGAUGCAACAAAGUGAUCCAACGAUAAGCGCAUUCCUGAAAUUUUGGACAGUUGGUAGGAAACCCGAUGCAAAGGAGAAGAAAGAUCUCACUAUUGGUACCCGUGUCUUGUUACAGCAAUGGAAACGGUUAGAACUGAAGGACGGAGUAUUGUACCGAACGAUUAUUGAUCCACAACAGCAGGAGGUACGACAGUUGGUGCUACCUGAGAUUCUAAAGGAGAGAGUAAUUCGCAGUCUUCACAACGACAUGGGACAUCAGGGCUUAGAGAGAACUAUUCUUCUAGCUAGAUCUCGAUGCUACUGGCCAGGUAUGUACACAGAUGUCGAGAAAUGGAUCAAGUCUUGUGAACGAUGUGUUUUGUCCAAGAUGCCACAACCGCGUAUUCGAACACCAAUGGGGCACCUUAUUACCGAAAAACCCCUGUCAGUUCUUGCCAUUGAUUUUACGUUGUUGGAACGUUCGAGUGAUGGAAAAGAAAAUGUACUGGUAAUGACUGACGUUUUCACUAAGUUUUCGUUAGCAGUACCCACGAAAGAUCAAAAAGCAUCCACAGUUGCCAAAGUGCUUGUCAAGGAGUGGUUUCAAAAGUAUGGCACACCGGAACGGAUCCAUUCGGACCAAGGCAGGAAUUUCGAGAGUGCAAUCAUUCAGGAACUGUGUCGAAUUUAUGGUAUAAAGAAGAGCCGCACAACACCUUACCACCCACAAGGCAACGCACAAUGUGAAAGGUUUAACCGCACACUUCAUGAUUUGCUUAAGAGCUUGCCUCCUCAAAAGAAACGUCGAUGGACCGAGUACCUUCCUGAGCUACUGUAUGCCUACAACUGUACCCCGCAUGGUACAACCGGUUACAGCCCAUAUCAUCUUCUUUUCGGGAGAUCACCAAGGUUACCAGUUGACUUACUCCUCGGAGAAGAAGAGGAUGAACCUCAGAAACAGUCUGCGAAUGAGUGGCUUACUAAACAUCAAACCCGCCUACGGUACGGUUGGGAAAAAGCAGGGGAGCAUAUACGCGAGUCAGCAGAGAAGAGAAAGCAAAGAAACGAUUCAAAGGUGUAUGCGCCAGAUAUCAAAGUUGGGGAGUUAGUUUACCUACGAAAAAGAGUUUUGGGGCGAAACAAGAUCCAAGAUGCAUGGGAACCUACCAUGUUUACCGUGACUGAAGUACCGACCAAAGAUGGCGGACCAUAUACUGUCGUACCCUAUAGUGGUCGAGGUGCCCCAAAGAAGGUCAGUCGUGUUGAACUACAACCAUGCCCCAUGAAGAGUGACCCUCCUCAACCGAUACAACCAACGACGAUUAAAUGCGUUCCCAACCGAGCCAUUCAUGAAGAUACGUCCUCAACUGACACCGAAUCGGAGUUUAUGUUGCUCGUUAAUACCCCUUCGUCACCCAGAAAGCAUCACAUAUCCACUUCCAAAGACGAACAAAUUCAAGCAACUCCAGACAAUGAUCCAGCAACAACACUCCGAAGAUCGAAACGGAUAGCGGCGAAAAGACAGAACACUCAUCAAAGCAAAUCAAAUCCAACAUGCAAUCAACUGAUGGUAUCGUACCGAGACUUUAAUGUUUAUGUCCUAGUUAUAUGUGUGCUUAUAACUGGCAUUUCCGUGAUCUCUGCAGUUAUAUAGUUAGGUCGAGGACGACACCUUGUUAGCAGGGGAGAGUGUGGCCAGGUUGAAUAAACUGUAGAGAGACUCAGAGACACCUUAAUAGUUGUUGUUAGUUAACUUCCUGUUAUGAUCACUUCCUGUGACGUCAUGAACACGCCAUGCUGCAAAAUGCAGUUGAACAAAUAUAAAAGCUAUUUCAAUUUUCAAAAGAUAUUAUUCAGUAUUUUAUCGUCAAAGAAACAUUUAUAUCGAAGAAAAGAACAACAGUAAAAGGGAAUUAACAUUCUCGGGCAGUUGCCCGGUAAGUUAACGUUAUUAUCCAGUAAUUAUAGAAGUAUUGCUGUCUUAUAAUCAUGUUAAAGGUAUAAAAAUAUACGCAUGAAUAUAUUAAUCGUAAUAGCUGUUGAAGUAUGGUCAUUUUGAGUAAUUUAUGUAAAUAGUUCUUUAGAACGGUGCAUGAUUUGCCUUCAGUUUGACAUUAUAGACGGAGAUAUUUAUGGUUUCAUCAACUUUUGGGAGAUAUAUUACUUUGUAUUUGAUAAAUCGGAAUGUUUAUUGUAGGAUACAGGAAGUGUGUAUUUUAAUAUUUUGUUUACUUAGUUAUAUUGAUUAACUUUUAUAGCUUGUAACCGUCGCCCUCGUAUUUUGGGGUACAUGUUCAAAAGAAAAAAGAAAAUUAUAAACAGUUUUCACGAAUCUAUUACGUCCCGGUCACAUAUAUAUCGUUGUCACAGUAUACCAUAAUGCAAUGCGCCAAUAUGAUGUGUUACAAGAAACAGUACAGAUAUACAUAGAGCUCACUGGAAACAGUAAACACGCACGCUUCGUGUUGUAUAUUCUAUCUUCAAAGAUGAGCAAUCAAGCUUGGAAGAAUUUUUGAAUUAAACAAAAUGUGAAGGAUAAGCGAAUGGCAAAAGGAAGGAAAAAAGAAAGAUCGGCUGUUUUAAAGACUGGUGAACUUAUGGUUCAGCCGCUGAGUUCAACCGUGUCAGGAAAGGCUCAAAAAUACUCGAGAGUAUAUGACCAAGAUAAUUUGUCUCCUUUCCGCACUAAGAAAUGACGAUACAACAUAUCCAUUACCAGAAAUGCUGGACAUUUUGCGGCUGCGUUUUGUCACCGGAUAAUCGCUUCAUAAUUAAUUUAGAAAACAAGAUGGCCACUCGAUCUUUGGGGAAAGGCUCUGUACUUUGCAGUUUUUUUUCAUAAUUCAGUUAUGUUCGGUGGAUAUCAUUUUUGACGAAAAUAAGAAAUUAAAAAAACAAGACCGCGAACUGUCGGGAUAACCGCAGCAAAGGUCAAGGAAUCCCCACACAAAACAAAAUCUCAUUCAAUAAAUCCCUAUGUUGCCUUACAUAACUGAGAGGAGGUUCAGAAUUAAACUUUAUUUUCCAAUCUAAUAUUCUCUUUUUAUAAUCUUCCAGAACCAAUGACAUCUUUAAUAUUUUCCGCGAAUAUAUUUUGAAAUGCCCGCCAAAUUUAUGCACGUAUAAAUUACUGGUUCAAACGCGAAAGAGACUUCACACGAUCACUCAAAUCUCUCUUUUUUGCGCAGUAAGAGACUAGGAACGAUUGUGAAU